Messenger RNA from Ananas comosus (pineapple), 2228 nucleotides. Its product is annotated as WD repeat-containing protein 20-like. Gene Ontology annotation, molecular function: protein binding. The transcript is spliced from 11 exons. The record is from RefSeq and is a predicted model, not a curated record. Lineage: Eukaryota; Viridiplantae; Streptophyta; Magnoliopsida; Poales; Bromeliaceae. Bases 283 to 1962 code for a protein of 559 amino acids.
CCCCUCUUCUCCCAAUUCUUCUUCUCCUUCCUUCUCUCUCUCUCUCUCUCUCUCUCUCUCGCGUCGAAGCCGUUAACGAUCUCACGAGCGACGAAGAGAGGAGUCCGAAGAAACCCUAACCCUAACCCUCUCCUCUCAACCAUCUCCAUCGCUAAAACCCUAACGCUCCUUCUCCCCAAUCCUUAUCUUCUCCUAACAGAGUGCGAACGAGACGGGGGAGAGGGAGAGGAUGAUCGUGUUGCGGCCAUUAUCGCAAUCUCGGAAACUGUAGCUUCGCCGACCAUGGCCGCGUCGUCCUCCGCCGCGAACUCCCAAUCGCCGGCGCUCAAGACCUACUUCAAGACCCCCGAGGGCCGAUACAAGCUCCUGUACGAGAAGUCGCACCCCGCGGCCGUGCCCCACCACUCCCAUGGCCGAACCGUCUCGCAGUUGACUGUUGCAUACUUGAAGGAGAAGCCUCCGAAUCAGAAUUCGGCAGCGCCGUCGACCUCGAGCUCGAGCGGUGGGGUGAGGUCGGCGGCGGCGAGGCUCCUCGGAGCCGGAAACGGUAGUCGCGCUCUUAGCUUCGUUGGGGGGAAUGGUGCGAGUCGCGGCGUAUCGGGGAGUAGUAGGAUCGGAGGGCCGGCCGGAGCUUCGGCUGGAUCGAGCUGUUCUCAGAUCACCGCGAAUUAUGAUGGCAAGGGGACUUAUCUUAUCUUCAAUGCGGCGGAUACUCUCUUCAUCAGUGACCUCAAUUCACAUGACAAAGAUCCGAUCAAGUCCAUCCAUUUUAGCAACUCGAACCCGGUGUGCCACGCCUUUGAUCCCGAGGCAAAGGAUGGGCAUGAUUUGCUCAUUGGGCUUCACUCCGGCGAUGUAUAUUUGGUGUCACUCAGACAGCAAUUGCAAGAUCCUGGGAGGAAGCUUGUGGCAUCUCAGCAUUUUAACAAAGAAGGCGUGAUUAAUAAUAGUCGAUGUACGUGUCUUGCAUGGGUACCAGAACGUGAUGGCACUUUCGUUGCCGGCCAUGCUGAUGGAAACUUGUAUGUCUAUGAAAAAAGCAAGGAUGGAACUGCUGAUUGUUCAUUUCCUGUCAUCAAGGAUCCAACUCAGUUUACUGUUGCACACGUAAAAUCGAGUAAGAGCAAUCCAAUUGCUAGAUGGCAUAUAUGUCAAGGUUCAAUUAAUAGCAUUUCUUUCUCAACAGUUGGGACAUAUUUGGCCACCGUCGGCAGAGAUGGUUACUUAAGAGUAUUUGAUUUCUCAAAGGAGCAGUUAAUAUUUGGUGGGAAAAGCUAUUAUGGUGCUUUGCUAUGUUGUGCUUGGAGUCCGGACGGGAAGUAUUUGUUGACGGGUGGUGAAGAUGAUCUAGUACAGGUAUGGAGUAUGGAAGAAAGGAAGACGGUGGCUUGGGGUGAGGGGCAUAAUUCGUGGGUUAGUGGAGUUGCUUUCGAUUCCUAUUGGUCGGCACCGAAUUCAGAUGAAUCAGGAGAAAGCGUCAUGUAUCGUUUUGGAUCCGUGGGUCAGGACACGCAGCUGCUGCUUUGGGACUUGGUGAUGGACGAAAUCGUCGUGCCCCUCCGCUACCACCCCCCGGGAGGCUCCCCGACUUAUAGCAGCGGAAGCCAUUCUGCUCAUUGGGAAAACAACAACAUCAUCCCCGCGGGCACCCUCCAACCUUCUCCAAGCAUGCGUGACGUCCCGAAACUCUCGCCGGUUGUUGCCCACCGAGUCCACGUGGAGCCCCUCUCCGGCCUUUCGAUCACCAACGAAUCGGUCGUCACGAUCUGCCGCGAGGGGCAUAUCAAGAUCUGGGUGCGGCCCGGGCACGGUGAGAGCAACCGGUCAAAUUCCUCCUCCGACUUAGCGGUGAGCUCUAGUGCCGUUUCUAAAGACAGAGUUGUUACUUCCUCUUUGUCGUCGUCGUCGAUUAAAGGAAGUAGCUCGAGCUCAAAGCAACACUCCACUGUUCUUUUCUCGUGAUUUGAGGUUAAAUUUAUGUGGGUAUUUAAUUCGAGUUUUUCUUUUUUAAAAAAAAUUAGGGGUAGAAAUGAAGUGCUUAGGGUGUGAGAAAAAGAGAGAGAGAGCUCUCAUGGUAUGAGAUUUUCUGGAUAAAAGGAUUGUUAUUAGAUUUAGAUAUUUGCCAUUUGUGUGGCAGCAGAGAAUAAUGGUGGAUGAGAUAUGCUCCUUCCUGUACAGAUAAAUAUUCCAAUCUAAAGGAAACAUGCUUUCAUGUUUUUAUUUUUAUA